AUGCAUUUCCCCAGGCAAGGCCAGAGACCCCAGGUGACUGAUCUUUACUCAGUACCUCAUAUCGAUCCGCUGAUGGAGCCGCCCAUGGCCAUGCUCCCAAGGGAAUCCAACAUGAAUUCUCCGCGUUUCUGCGCGGCAUCCCAUAGCGCCGACACGCUGUAUCCUCUCCACGGCGUCAACUCCAUGCUCUUCGAUCUCCACCACCAGAUGGCGCAGCAGUACCACCUUUACUCCGCGACGACUCCCACAGCGCACACCCUCUCUGUUGCUGAGAGACUGGCAGAGCUUAUUCUGGAGGCUCGCUAUGGCAACCAGCAGAAGCAACGCCGCAGUCGCACCGCUUUCACCAUGUCCCAGCUGCAGGCUUUGGAGAAAGCUUUCCAACAGACACAAUACCCCGAUGUCGGCAUGAGAGAGAGACUGGCUGUGUGCAUAAACCUGCCUGAGGCUCGUGUUCAGGUUUGGUUCAAGAACAGGAGGGCGAAAUUUCGCAAAGGUCAAAAAUGUUCCACGAUUUCCACUGAGCACAGUCUGGAAGAGACGCCGCACCAUCACAAGUUAGGAAGGGAGGAGGUCAGCACCGAGGACAAACAGGACAUGGCCAAAGCACACAAUGACGCCAUCUCUCCUGUAGGAGAAAGCAGGGAUGUCCCCAUUCAUUCCACCUCUGCAGACUCUAACGUUACCCAGUCAUGCAUCCAAGUACACUCCCCUCCACUUUUUUCCUUUGGAAGUGGGGAGCGAUACUGCCGCCUACCUCACGAGCAGGCUCUGGGAAUGCUGUCCGCAAAGUUACCCCUCACCCAGACAUUCUGGCCCAUCAUUGGGCAGCACAGCCCUGCCUUGGGGGCUCUCCCUUCCUCCGUUAGUAAAAACUGUAGCUUAUCCCUUCAAAACAUUUGUUCAAGUCAAACUGUGCCUCACCCUCACCUGGGGCUGUAA
This is a messenger RNA of Lampris incognitus (smalleye Pacific opah), 942 nucleotides long. RefSeq lists its product as uncharacterized. NCBI's taxonomy places the organism in Eukaryota, Metazoa, Chordata, Actinopteri, Lampriformes, Lampridae. Gene Ontology annotation, biological process: regulation of transcription by RNA polymerase II. Bases 1 to 942 code for a protein of 313 amino acids. The transcript has 5 exons. The record is from RefSeq and is a predicted model, not a curated record. Gene Ontology annotation, molecular function: RNA polymerase II transcription regulatory region sequence-specific DNA binding; DNA-binding transcription factor activity, RNA polymerase II-specific.